GCUUUUCUUGCUUCUGGCUGAUGGGACUAAGGAGACUGGGAAAGGCGACAUGCCUCAGGGAGGGCGAGGGGAGGUGGCAAAGGAGUUGCCAAGGCCCAAUGCAUCAGGGGAGCUGGAGCAAGCUGGAACCAGGGACCGGCAGCCUUGUGCGUUUGAGAUAGUAAUUUGCAGAUGGUUCCUGGUAGCGACAGGGUCUCUGAGGCGGAGCCUGGGUCUUCGAGUAGGAUCUGCCAGCCUGGGUUCCCCGGCAGGUCAGAGCAGCUUUGGGGCGGGGCCGAGGUUGGCCCCUGCUUGGGAGGAGCCGGGAUGCCUCUCUCGCAGUGAUGCACAGAGGAAUUUGCUGACAGUCCCUUGCCAGGUGGGGCUGGCUUCGCCCAGCCGGCGAGGAGGAGGACCCGCUGGCAGUCUCCUCCCAGGUGGGGAGCGUGGAGCCUGUCACUGCAGCCUGGCGGCCUGAGCGCCGAGCCUGGGGCUGGGGCUGGGGCCGCGGUGCUGAGGACGCAAAUGUGAGCCUUGGAGGAGCCUCCCUCGGGGUCAGGAAUCGAGCGGGGACACUGCUGGGCCACUCAGAAGGACUGUUUCCUGGGGACUGAUCAAGAGGAGGGAAGGUCCUAUUACAGCCCAGAGGCCACGUGGGGCCUGAGCCCCAAACCUCAGCUGCUGUUCCAGGGAUCCUCCCAGGAUGUCUGCCUCACCGGACGACCUGAGUACAGGGGGAAGGUUACAGAACAUGACAGUGGAUGAAUGCUUCCAGUCUCGGAACACCGUCCUCCAGGGGCAGCCCUUUGGGGGUAUCCCCACCGUGCUGUGCCUCAACAUCGCCCUGUGGGUGCUCGUCCUUGUGGUUUACUCCUUCCUCCGGAAAGCUGCGUGGGACUAUGGGCGCCUGGCUCUGCUGAUACACAAUGACAGCCUGACCUCGCUGAUCUAUGGGGAGCAGAGCGAGAAGACAUCUCCCUCGGAGACUUCCUUGGAGAUGGAACGCAGAGACAAGGGAUUCUGUUCCUGGUUCUUCAACAGCAUAACAAUGAAGGACGAGGAUCUGAUUAACAAGUGUGGGGACGACGCGCGCAUCUACAUCGUGUUCCAGUACCACCUCAUCAUCUUUGUGCUCAUCAUCUGUAUCCCCUCCCUGGGCAUCAUUUUGCCCAUCAACUAUACUGGAUCUGUUCUGGACUGGAGCAGUCACUUUGCUCGGACCACCAUUGUCAAUGUCUCCACAGAGAGCAAGCUCCUGUGGCUGCAUAGCCUGCUGUCCUUCUUCUACUUCAUCACCAACUUCAUGUUCAUGGCUCAUCACUGCCUGGGAUUUGCGCCCAGGAAUAGCCAAAAGGUCACAAGGACACUGAUGAUCACCUAUGUGCCCAAGGACAUUGAAGACCCAGAACUCAUCAUUAAGCAUUUUCACGAGGCCUAUCCAGGCAGUGUCGUGACAAGAGUCCACUUCUGCUACGACGUCAGGAACCUGAUCGACUUGGACGAUCAGAGGCGCCAUGCCAUGCGGGGCCGGCUUUUCUAUACAGCCAAGGCCAAGAAGUCUGGGAAGGUGAUGAUCAGGAUCCACCCCUGCGCCCGCCUGUGCUUCUGCAAGUGCUGGACCUGCUUCAAGGAGGUGGAUGCAGAGCAGUAUUACAGCGAGCUAGAGGAGCAGCUAACGGACGAGUUCAACGCCGAGCUCAACCGCGUGCCGCUCAAGCGCCUGGACCUGAUCUUUGUCACCUUCCAGGACUCCAGGAUGGCCAAGCGUGUCCGUAAGGAUUACAAGUAUGUCCAGUGUGGUGUGCAACCCCAGCAGUCCUCAGUGACCACCAUCGUCAAAUCAUAUUACUGGAGGGUCACUAUGGCCCCACAUCCCAAAGACAUUAUUUGGAAACACCUGUCUGUCCGCCGCUUCUUUUGGUGGGCCCGCUUUAUCGCAAUCAACACCUUCCUCUUCUUCCUCUUCUUCUUUCUCACCACGCCUGCCAUCAUCAUGAACACUAUCGACAUGUACAACGUCACCCGCCCCAUCGAGAAGCUGCAGAGCCCAGUUGUGACCCAGUUCUUCCCCUCUGUGAUGCUCUGGGGCUUCACAGUGAUACUGCCUCUGAUUGUCUACUUCUCCGCCUUCCUCGAGGCCCACUGGACCAGAUCAAGUCAGAAUCUGGUCAUGGUGCACAAGUGCUACAUCUUUCUGGUGUUCAUGGUAGUCAUUCUGCCCUCUAUGGGACUGACCAGUUUGGAUGUCUUUCUCCGCUGGCUCUUUGACAUCUACUAUCUAGAGCAAGCAUCCAUCAGGUUCCAGUGUGUGUUCCUGCCAGACAACGGCGCCUUCUUUGUCAACUACGUGAUCACGGCAGCUUUACUUGGCACAGGCAUGGAGCUGCUGCGUCUGGGGUCACUUUUCUGCUACAGCACCCGCCUCUUCUUCUCUAGAUCAGAGCCAGAGAGAGUCAACAUCAGAAAGAACCAGGCCAUAGACUUCCAGUUUGGGCGUGAGUAUGCGUGGAUGAUGAACGUGUUCAGCGUGGUGAUGGCGUACAGCAUCACUUGCCCCAUCAUUGUGCCUUUUGGGCUGCUCUACCUGUGCAUGAAGCACUUGACGGAUCGCUAUAACAUGUACUACUCCUUUGCACCCACCAAACUGAACGAGCAGAUCCACAUGGCUGCCGUCUCCCAGGCCAUCUUUGCGCCACUCUUGGGUCUGUUCUGGAUGCUGUUCUUCUCCAUCCUGCGGUUGGGUUCUCUCCACGCCAUCACCAUCUUUUCCCUGUCCACCCUCCUCAUUGCCAUGGUGAUUGCCUUCGUUGGCAUUUUUCUGGGGAAGCUUCGGAUGGUUGCCGACUACGAGCCCGAGGAGGAGGAGAUCCAGACAGUGUUUGACAUGGAGCCAAGCAGCACCUCCUCCACGCCCACUUCCCUCCAGCUGUAUGUGGCCACCGUGCUGCAAGAACCAGAGUUGAACCUGACCCCCGCCUCCUCCCCAGCCAGGCACACCUAUGGCACCAUGAACAACCAGCCGGAAGAGGGAGAAGAAGAGAGUGGUCUGAGGGGCUUUGCGAGGGAGCUAGACUCGGCCCAGUUCCAGGAAGGGCUGGAACUGGAGGGCCAGAACCAGUACCACUGACCGGGACCUGAGGCCUCCACUGGCGACUUGUUGAGGGGUCAGGGGAGGGCCUGGCAAGGGGAGGCAGGAGGGUGGCCUGGACCUCCCCACUACCUCCUGCAGACUUUGAGAAGCCCACAGUGGAGACAUCCACCACCCCAGCCAUGGGCCAUACGGGGGUGCUGACCUGCUGCCCGGCUGGAACUGGGGGUGCUCGGCAGUGCUGAAGGAGCCUGGGAAGGGAUGGAGGAUACAGGCAAGCCCAUGUCUUGAGAGAGGUGGCUGGAGCCCCGGCACAGAGACUGAACGCUGGGGUCCCUUCCUGGGACCAAGAUGGAGAAGGUGUUCCUAAGGGAGGAGACAGAAGGAGGCUGCCGAAGGCUCUGUGGGGUCAUCACCACUCUGCAUCAGCUGCCCUUCCAAGGAGCUUCUGCUGCUGCUCCUCCUCCCAGCCCCGGCCCAUUCCUCCCCUGCAGUCUGAGGAGGCAAAGGUACGUGCACGGGGCACAUUGACAGGACAUGGAGGACCACCUCAUCACGGGGUUCCCUGCAUGGGGAUCUGUAAAGAGAAAGUUUCUGCACCCACCAGAGCAAGAGCCAACUGAAAGCGUAGACCUGAGAAGAGGUAACUCAUUCCCUUCCUGCUCCUCUGCCCUCAUAAGAUGUCCCCAGGAGCAGCAGGGCAGAGGCCCUUCUUUCUAUUCUUACAAGGGUAGCUAGAGCGUGAUCACUCAGGGCUCAUCAAAUGAGACUCGUAUGCAUUUUUCAGAAGGAAACCUUGGUUAGUCCUUGCUGGGUAACACAAAGUGGGGUGAGACAGAAGCCGAAUUCAUGGAAGGGGGGUCUUCUCCCCAAAACUCUGUGUGGUGGGAAACCAGCUAUACCUCCCCAAGCCCCAGGGCCUAAAGAGAAGACCCCCAAAGCCAAAGAUGUGGCCACUUAAAAGCGUCUCCUGCCUCCUACCCAACUGAGUGCCUGGGCCCCCAGCUUGGCCAAGAUGGGCAGUACGUUAGGGUAAGAACCCCAUGCUUCACACUUAAGGACUGUCCAUCACCUGCGUCCCAAGUAGGACCCUUCCUCCCUUCUCGGGGCUGCCCCUGCACCCUGCCUUGAAGACCACCCAAGCGGCCUCCAGUGUGAGCCUGGUCCAGACAUUGCAGAUGCUUCAAUCGUGAUGUUGCCCCAGGCCUGCCAGGGGUGUGGUGGAGGGGAAGGCCACGUGCUCCAGGGAGAAGCCCUUUCUGGAGAAGCAAGGCUGUCCUCCCAGGGCUGCCACUACCUGAGACCUGGGGGAGCUGAAUUCCGAACAGUGAUGGUGACACUCAGCACCUUUGCCAUAGCCGGGGGGGACCGGCUUCUGCCUCUGGGAUGGGCUCUCAUCAGGACCACCGUGCAGCCCAGCCAGGGAGGACAUGAGAAGGGCCAGUGGGGGCCUCAAUGAACCAGAACAAGCCAAGCUGAAUGGGGUCUGUGUGCUCCAGGGCCCUCUUCAGCCCCCUCACCCAAAGGUCUGGGUCCCUGCCACCAACCUACUGAAGGCCGGCCCCCGGCUCACCUCACCUGAGCACCUGCACCAGGCCCCAGGCACAUGGCUGCCCUGAACUCAGAUCACCUAGACCUUGUCCCUGCCCCACCUUUGCCCCAUCCUAGCCCCAGAAGCUCCAAGCUUCACCGCAGGUGAGAAAUUGUGCUCAAUGGGCAGAAACUGCUAUACCCCCAGGGCAUGGCCUACAUUUUGGCAUGGGGGUGUCUUUCCAGAGAGCUUGGGUUGGCUGGAGAGAGGCUGUCUUUCCCAUUCCUUGUCCAGCUAGGAAUAAGGAGGAAAUGAUCCUAGCCUGGCCCCUACACACCCAGGUCCCACAGGCCCCCUCCCCACUGGAAUUUCAGCAACCAACAAGGGGAAAGUACACUGUUACAGCAUAGCGGUCAGGCCCAGCAGGAGCUUGGCACAUGAUGGGGAGGUGGCCAGCUCCAGGCCCUGCCCGACCCCAUCAUGUGUAUUUGGUGUAUGGGGUGUGGGGGUCACACCAGAAGCUGGCCUGGGGUCUCUUCUUUGCUGGACACAGCUCCCUGGCGCCUGCCCCCAGCCCCUGCAGCCCCUGCCGGACUGGGAAGCCACAUAUGGGAAAAGUCCUGGCAGACGAUGUGACGGGAUGACUGAGGGCUUCUCCCUCUGAACCUGGGUCCAGUGUAGCCUGGCUCUGAGAGAAGGUGGUGAGCAUGUGGAGAAGGUUCCAUAGUCCACUCUUAGGGGAACCAGCAAAGCCUCACGGCAGUUGGCUCCAUCUGGACCUCCCAUGGUCACUGCAGGGCGGUGGAGCAGGGGGCAUCUUUUAGCCUCCCCCUGCCACCACAUCCAGGCCCUCUCAGGCACCUCCUGCCUCAGCCCACACCUGCCUCGCCCAUUGCCCCCCUCCCCCCACCUACUGCCAUCCCACUCCUCUGCCAGCUACUUCCCAGCCGCCCCACCCCACUCCAUCCACCAAAUCACCCCCUGACUUAAUCCUUUCUGGAAGGAGCUGCCGCCUGGGAACCGGUAUUGCCUAGAGCCUCCAGGAGGGGCCCUCCUCGGGCCUCCAGUGGCCCCAUGCCCACCUGCCUGACCCUCCACUGCCCCUGGAAGCAAAGUGCCUAUCAGCAGCGUUGCGUCCUCUGGGGCCCCCGGUUGGGGGGGAGGGGGUGUGGGCUAACCUUGGCCACAACCACUAAAGGAAUGUGCCAGAAUGCUGAACCUUCUUGUUAAUGCUAUGACCGUGCCUUGAAUAAACAAGUCCUCCCAACC
This is a messenger RNA of Gorilla gorilla gorilla (western lowland gorilla), 5867 nucleotides long. It is a transcript of the gene TMEM63C, whose product is annotated as transmembrane protein 63C. Bases 683 to 3106 code for a protein of 807 amino acids. The transcript is spliced from 24 exons. The record is from RefSeq and is a predicted model, not a curated record. Lineage: Eukaryota; Metazoa; Chordata; Mammalia; Primates; Hominidae. Gene Ontology annotation, cellular component: plasma membrane. Gene Ontology annotation, molecular function: calcium-activated cation channel activity.